CAACGUGCGAUGGUGGGAUGGUUCAAACGUUUUACGAGUAGCAAGUGAUAUAAAGUGAAAUCGCAAACUGUUUCAGGACCUUGUUUGCAUUCCGUGAACUCUAAGGUUGGGGCCAGCUAUAUAUAUCCCCCCAGGAUCAUUUGCUGGCCCAAUACUGCUAAUCCACAUCGAACAUACGGACAUCCGGCACCCCGAGUCGUCCACGUGAAUGUUUCUCUGAAGGUCGGGUGAUCACAAAGGUCGUCAUACGCCAUCGACGCCCAGACUUGCUCUUCUACUCCGAAAAUAUAAAGGUCGCACGAAGACAACGUUUUGAAGGGUAUUCACAUCUACGCAGAAUAUCGACAAUGUCCCCCACACUUGCCUCUGCCCCUGGUAGCUGCUGCUUCUCUGGUGUAAAACACACAGGCACACCCGUCGGCCGCAUCGAGGACCUCGGUGGAAUCCCAACAUACAUCUCCGAUCCUCCUGCCCCCACACAGAAAGUGAUACUCUUCCUGGCAGACGUGUGGGGCCCGCUUUUCGUUAACAAUAAGUUGAUUCAAGAUUAUUUCGCGUCCUGUGGCUAUAUCGUCCUUGGGCCUGAUUACUUCUUUGGCGACUCCGUGAUGAACCACGAGGCUGAUCGUGAUCGCCAGGCAUGGAUUGACAAUUCCCGCAAACCUGCUAUCGAUGCGUUCCCCGCUUGGCUAGACGCCGUGAAAGGAAAAUACGGAAGGGAGAAUACCAAGUAUUGUGCUGUCGGGUACUGCUUCGGCGCCUCGUUUGUCCUGGACUUGUGUUCUGAUGGAUCUGUAGUUGCUGGAGCACUGGCUCACCCCGCAUUCCUCGACGAAAGCCACUUCGAGAAACUUGACAGACCUCUCCUUCUCUCUUGCGCAGAGGAAGACCACACAUUCCCACUCGCCUCGCGUCGACGUGCAGAAGACAUCAUGGUCGCUCGUAAAUGCACGUAUCAUUUCCAGGUGUUUUCAGGCGUCAAACAUGGGUUUGCUGUGCGAUGUGAUCCGGCUAUUGACACGCAACGCUGGGCGAAGGAGGAGAGCGCUAAGGGAAUCGUGAGUUGGUUUGAUCGGUUCACGGUCUAGGUUUGUUAUGAUGAGUGCGUUUGUUGGGAGAAGCAGGAUCGUGUUUGAUGAGGCGCUUGAGAGCUCUGAGAGCAUGUAUUCGAGUCGGGACAGGUCGGAAUAAAGUUCACCAGGUCUACUUGACAAGUGUCCUACAAACCUGCCCUGAUGGACGUGAAAGAUGCAAUUUCCGGGCAGUGAUUUUGUGAUGUUUGACCCUCAAAUAUGCUAUUUCAGGCUAUUUCCUCCCAGUCCCCGUGCCUAGAUAAGAUUUCUUACUGACGUGUACACUGUGAAGCAAUGCUCAGUCGCUCUGCUUAC
This is a messenger RNA of Suillus subalutaceus, 1388 nucleotides long. RefSeq names its product dienelactone hydrolase. The transcript is spliced from 9 exons. NCBI's taxonomy places the organism in Eukaryota, Fungi, Basidiomycota, Agaricomycetes, Boletales, Suillaceae. Gene Ontology annotation, molecular function: hydrolase activity. Bases 348 to 1088 code for a protein of 246 amino acids. The record is from RefSeq and is a predicted model, not a curated record.